Molecule: messenger RNA, 892 nt
Organism: Aspergillus heteromorphus CBS 117.55
Lineage: Eukaryota; Fungi; Ascomycota; Eurotiomycetes; Eurotiales; Aspergillaceae
Exons: 1
Coding region: 129-677 (182 amino acids)
Source: RefSeq, a predicted model, not a curated record
CCGCGCUAGUUCCUUGGAAUACGUGGCGGGCUUGAUCUCACAGGGACCAUACCGCCACUUGCCAAUUGAACAUUAUCCAAGGGAAAAUAUAUGUGUCUAGCUAUCAUAAAUACUGAUACAUAUAUGGAAUGAGCUGUCGCUCUCGAUGUGUACUGCGAUACUCAACAAAGAACAACCGCCAGGAUGAAAAAGAUCGAACUAUCAAACUGUUGUCAUGCCCUGACUUGGGGCCGUGUCUGAGCAGACCGCUUACAUGUCUUUGUUCAUGCUCGUGUUCAUCCCCAUGUCCAUGUCCAUGUCCAUAUCUUCAUCUAUCGCGGUACCCAAGCUUUAGCCUCCACGAUGAAUAUCGAGUCUGGACAACUAACGUGGGCCGACUGAUCAGCUGCCCACGACGGACUCUUCGCGAGAGUGGAAAAAAUGUUUCAUCUCUCUCCUUGCCCUUAUCUCCUAUAGGGGGGGGGGGACUUGUGCAGAACGGAAUUCCCACAACUCUGAAGAUUACCCUAGGCUGUAUACACACGAGCUCGAGACCUUGGUAUAUCUGUGACCGCAAGUAUGAGAUGCCAAAGUCAACCGAUGAUGUUGACAUUCCCUUCAUACUCAAACUCGAAGUGUACACUUCCAAGCACUGCGGGGUUAUCAGACAGACGGUCCCUUGCCUCUUUGUUACUUGACAUGACAGGACAACGAUUGUGUGGUUGGUUUCGUGCUCGUCAUUUGUCUGCAAAUCUCGAAUCGGUUCCACUGCCGCGGAUAGUCGUCUAAAGUUGCGAAAGCAGACUGUCGAGCGGUUCUCUGGCAGGUCGGACCUUAUGGACUGAUUUUCUUCGCUUCUUGGGUGAGCCAAGGGGGUAAUACCCAGAGGUUCUGACAUGACUAUGGCCAGAGA